UUGCCCGGUGUACUUUCUCCUUCUGGUCGUGAAAAUCGCGGCGACGACUCCUCAUUCUUCUCGUCCUCUGAUACUAGCCAAAAUAAUGUCGAUGAUGAGAUUGAGGGAUUUCUUUGUCCAAUAUGCAUGGUCCACUACAACUCUCCUGAGUCGCUAUCGGAGCAUUUUGAGGAGGCCCACAAUAAGGACAUGUCAUUAGUCAACCCAAAUUUUGAUACCGCUACUACAGUUUCGUCCAACUCCAUAGGAACAAGCCCAGGAUCAUUUUCAUCGAAGGAUAAAGAAAUAGAAGAAUUGAGACUGCAGAUCAAAGAGGAACAUACUUAUGCUGAAAAACUCAAGGAAGAAUUGGACCGUAUACAAUCUGUGGUUGCCCAAGCAACGGAUGUACCGCAGGGUGAAGUGCCAUACUUGAUGCAGCAAAUUCAAGUGUUAGAAGCUGGGAAAAGCAUGGGUGAGGACCGCUUGUGUGAUUUUCUUCCAUGCUCUUAA
Cylicostephanus goldi is the source of this 492-nucleotide messenger RNA. Lineage: Eukaryota; Metazoa; Nematoda; Chromadorea; Rhabditida; Strongylidae. The record is from the annotation of a GenBank genome assembly.